This is a messenger RNA of Erythranthe guttata (spotted monkey flower), 472 nucleotides long. NCBI's taxonomy places the organism in Eukaryota, Viridiplantae, Streptophyta, Magnoliopsida, Lamiales, Phrymaceae. The record is from RefSeq and is a predicted model, not a curated record.
UGCUUUUGGCUACGCAUGCUGAAGCAAUUUGUUGUGGCUGAACCCGAGAUUCAGGACCAAGAGGUUGACCAGGACUAUGAAUUGGUUGUGCUCGCCAGUGAUGGCCUUUGGGAUGUCGUACCUAAUGAGGAUGCCGUUCAGAUAGCGCAAACAGAAAAAGGAGCUGCUUGUAAGCUGACGGAGACUGCUUUUGGUCGUGGUAGUGCCGACAAUAUCACCUGCAUUGUCGUCAAGUUCCACCACGACAAAGCAGAUCCUGAAGAACCACCACCAUCACCACCACAGCAGAAUUUUGAGGUCAAACCCGAGUCAGACGAAACUCAGGAAAACGACAAAGUUGAUGAAUUCUCCGACACGUAAAUUUGCAUGAUCUGCAUAUGCUAGUAUUUUGGUUGUGAUUUGUUUAUUCAUUGGUUUGUUUCUAAAUAUUCACUCUGUCUUUGUAAUUCAAAUAUAUUGGAGGUGUUUUUUU